This is a messenger RNA of Scaptodrosophila lebanonensis, 4291 nucleotides long. RefSeq names its product chitin synthase chs-2 (gene Chs2). Gene Ontology annotation, cellular component: cell septum; cell periphery. The record is from RefSeq and is a predicted model, not a curated record. Gene Ontology annotation, molecular function: chitin synthase activity. NCBI's taxonomy places the organism in Eukaryota, Metazoa, Arthropoda, Insecta, Diptera, Drosophilidae. The transcript has 10 exons. Bases 12 to 4136 code for a protein of 1374 amino acids.
UAGAAGUAGAAAUGAACGCUGAGUAUGAAAGCGAUUACUUUAUGCGCAGCCGGAAACCGCGUGACAAGCCACCCCUGUGGGACUCUUUUCAGGAUCCGCCAGCAAAAAAGGCUACUGGCUCUGCAGCUGAUUGGAAGAAACUGCAAUUCUUUCUGAAGCUUUUAAAGCUGUUUACAUAUUUGUUGGUUUUUUCUGUGGUAUUGGCCGCUAGCGUUACUUCAAAAUUAGUUUACCUUUAUAUGGCAGGAAAUACGAACGGGGCUCGAAAGGCCCAUGUUUGCACAAAUUAUCUGCUCUUGGACGGUAAACUAAUGGCCACGCCCCCAAAAUUGGAACAGAUCGCUUGGGUCUGGGCCUUAAUAUUUGCCUUUGCUGCGCCAGAGCUCUUCACGUUUUUGCGCGCAUUACGAAUAUGUAUGUUUAAGCGAGAGAAGCGCCCUAGUAUCUUAGAAGUGGCACUGGUUACGCUUUUUGAACUGUUGCACGUCAUCGGCUUGGCGCUACUCACCUUCACCGUUCUUCCCCAACUAGAUAUUACGCGAGGUGCUAUGCUCGGCUGCUGCGUGUGCUUUGUUCCUGCCCUGCUCAACAUUUUAACCGGCACUCGGCUACACUGGAAGUCUGUGGACAUGCUGGUUUAUGGUGCCUCUAUUGUUGCUCUGGUACUGCAGGGAAGCGCUUUUCUCUUGUGGCCUGCCAUGUCGUCUCAGUUGGAGGUACAGCUACUGGCUAUCCCGCUGUUGUUGGUAUCCUUUCGCUGGUGGGAGAACUUUGCCAACACCCAUGAGGCCAUUGCUUACAUAAUCCGCACCAUCCGCUGCUCGAGAUCACGUUAUCACACGUAUAUCUACCUGGCGCCUCUAAAGGUUGUGGUUUUUGCGUUAAUGGCCUUUCUGCUGCAUGGACAGCGCUUCGAGGAGUAUUUUAGUUUAUUUAUAGAGGCAUGGCGGCCGCACCCCAUUCCCCUAAUGGUCUCUGAUGCGAUGCAGGUAUCAACAUUGAGUGCCGGUUCAUUAACUCGGGUUCCAUCAACGCUGCAAUCAAGUUCGUUUGCUGUUGUGUACUCGAUGCUGCUGCAGGUAGGGGCCGCCUACUUGUGCCACAUCUUUGGGAAGUUCGCAUGCAAAAUCAAGAUUCAGGAAUUCAGUUACGCUCUUCCCCUUUGCUUGGCCACACCGACUACAGUGUGCCUUGCCACGCUGUUGGCCCAAAUGCGUGCCAGCAAUGCCUGUGCGUUGCACGGCCUGCUGCCCGACUACUUGACAAUUCAGCCACUGGCCGAAGACUAUGCUGAUCUGGGAUCGCAAGUCCUUGACUACUGCUUAUGGGUUUGGCCGCUUUGGUGGGUGGCACAAUUGUGGACAUGUCUCCACAUUUGGCAGCCGCGCAACGAUAAAAAUGCACCCACAGAGAAACUAUACGUGUGUCCAUGGUACUGCGGCCUGCUGGUGGAUCAGUGCUCCAUGAUGAAUAGGCGGAUUGUCGAUUGGACUGAAGAGUAUUUGGCCAUAAAGAGCGACUUGUCGGCACCCAGAGAUCCUGCUCUAACCUCUAACAUUAAUGCUAGCAAUGACAUACAGGAGGAGGACAAAAUACCGCAACUGAUUGUUUGCGCAACUAUGUGGCACGAAACGCAGGAGGAGAUGAUGGAAUUUCUAAAAUCAAUUGUACGCUUGGAUGAGGAUCAAUGCGCUCGCCGGAUGGCAAAGAAGCAUCUGAAUGGUGGCAAAGCGGAUGAUGAAUACUAUGAAUUGGAAACUAAUAUUUUCUUUGAUGAUGCCUUUGUUCUGGAUGAACGCUAUUGUGAGCAGCCACGGAAUCCGCCACUCAAUGAAUACGUGAAAACUUUGGCGCGUAGCAUAGACAAGUCUUUGUUCGAGGUCUAUGGCGUAAAUAUUAGAAUCAAGCCACCAUUGAAAAUUGAAACGCCUUAUGGAGGUCGCUUGGUGUGGACGCUACCCGGUCGGACAAAGAUGGUGGCCCACCUCAAAAACAAGGAUAUGAUACGCCACAAGAAACGUUGGUCGCAAGUAAUGUACAUGUACUACUUGCUUGGCUUUCGAAUUAUGGAAACGGACCAUCUAUCGCCGGCUCGAAAAGCAGUUAUCGCAGAGAAUACUUUUCUCUUAGCUCUGGAUGGAGAUAUUGACUUUCAGCCGCGGGCGGUGCAACUAUUGAUCGAUCGCAUGAAGGCCAUCGAUGAGUUAGGCGCAGCCUGCGGGCGCAUUCAUCCAGUUGGCCGGGGACCCAUGGUAUGGUACCAGAGGUUUGAAUAUGCAAUUGGCCAUUGGUUACAAAAGGCUACGGAGCACGUGAUCGGCUGUGUUCUUUGUAGUCCUGGCUGUUUCAGCCUCUUCCGCGCAAGCGCCCUGAUGGAGAACAGUGUGAUGAAAAGGUACACGACUGUGAGCUCGGAACCAAUGGAUAUGGUGCAAUAUGAUCAGGGGGAGGAUCGUUGGCUCUGUACAUUGCUGCUGAAACAGGGGUCUCGUGUAGAGUACUGUGCUGCCUCGGACGCCUAUACACACUCUCCGGAAAUUUUUAACGAGUUCUAUAAUCAGCGACGUCGCUGGGUUCCCUCUACGAUAGCCAAUAUCUUUGAUAUCUUGGCCGAUGCAGAAACAGUGGUAAACAAGAAUAACUCCAUAUCCACUCUUUAUAUAAUGUACCAGGGCAUGCUGAUGGUCGGAACCGUUUUAGGUCCUGGUACCAUAUUUCUAAUGAUGGUGGGCGCCCUAGUAGCUGUCUUCACAAUAGAUAUUUGGACCGCGUUUCUAUGGAACUUCUUCCCAAUUUUAUUCUUCAUACUGAGUUGUGUUUACUUUAAGCAAAAGUAUCAGCUUCUUAUUGCAUUUGUAAUCAGUUCGCUAUAUUGUCUAGUUAUGAUGGCAGUGCUCAUUGGCAUAAUCGUUCAAAUGCUGGAGGAUGGGCCCUUGGCACCAGCUUCGCUGUUUUUCUUGCUCGUGGCCGCGCAAAUUACUAUAGCUGGCCUGAUGCAUCCCCAAGAGUUCCUGGCUUUGCUUUGCGGUGUCAUAUACUAUAUCACCAUCCCAUCAAUGUACAUGUUGCUGAUGAUUUAUUCCGUCUUUAACAUGAACGAUGUUUCCUGGGGAACGCGAGAGGCACCAGUAAUUAAGGAUGAUGACGAACCGUCCACUAAAGACUCUGAUGAUUAUCUACCUGGUUGGCUUAAUGACCCCUUACUCAUUGACUCUGAGCUUGGUGAAAUAUCACUCACAGAAAAGCGGUUUUGGAAAGAUUUGAUCAAACAGUACCUAAAACCCCUGGUGCUCAGCAAAGAAAAGAAGCAGAGCAUGGAUGACGGUCUUCGAGAGCUUCGCAAUAUGAUCGCAUUUGCAUUUGUGAUGGUCAAUGCUAUUUUUGUUCUGAUUGUCUUCUUGCUGCAGCUAAAAAAGGAUUAUCUGCACUUGAAGUGGCCAAUGGAUCCCACAGAUUUUGUUUCCUUCGACCGCGACAACUUGCAAGUGGGCAUCUAUAGGCAGUACAAGGAACUUGAUCCCAUCGGGUUGUGCUUUGUUCUCUUCUUCGGCUUAAUACUGAUCAUACAGUUUGUAGCCAUGUUUUUUCACCGUUUCGCAACCUUAUCGCAACUGCUGGCGACUACGAAGCUAGAUUGGUUCCGGUCUAGUGGCCAGCUGAGCGAGGAAGAUGCGGUACUGGAGUUGAAUGGGAGCGCCGUGAAUAUAGCACGUCGCUUGCAGCGCCCCAAGCGCCUAUUCGACUAUGAUGAUGGAGACUAUCAGGAUUACGACGAGUUGCACUCGGAACCCGGAGACGACCAGCACCGAGAGAGCAUGGGGAGACGUCAGACCAUCUUCAGACUGCACGAGUCGCGCAACAAACAGCAUAACGACUACAGCGAUCUUGUGCGAAAUUUUGAGCGACGUUUCUUCAGCGAAGACGAAUUAAAUAUGAAGAAUCUGCCACUGAGUCGCAAGUCUAUUAAACUAUUUCAGCAGCGACGCUCGGUAGCCAAGCAAAAUGCAGCUGCCACGCCUGGAGGAACGCCUACGCCAAAGACGGGACAGCGUCCACCGCUGGUGAAAAAGGUUAGCUUUAGUCGCAACAGUAUGCAAAUCUACGACAAUGGGGGCUAUGAGCAUACAGCAUUCUAAAUAAAUAGCACACUCGUACUAUAUCUAUACAUAUAAUCAAGGAGAAUCUAAUAACUAUGUAUGUGUACAUGACAGGCAUACAUAUUACAAGUAGUAUGUAAGCUCCUGUACAGAAAUUGGAAGUGGGUUUUAAUGUAAUUGAAGUUUUAAAAAUA